This is a messenger RNA of Budorcas taxicolor (takin), 837 nucleotides long. RefSeq names its product intercellular adhesion molecule 2-like. The record is from RefSeq and is a predicted model, not a curated record. Lineage: Eukaryota; Metazoa; Chordata; Mammalia; Artiodactyla; Bovidae. Gene Ontology annotation, cellular component: membrane. Gene Ontology annotation, molecular function: integrin binding. The transcript is spliced from 4 exons. Gene Ontology annotation, biological process: cell-cell adhesion. The coding region runs from base 1 to 837 and encodes 278 amino acids.
AUGUCCCCUUUUGAUGGCUGGGGAACGCUCGCAGCCUUUCUUGUCCUGCUCUGCUGCCGAGGGUCUGGUGAGGAGGAGUUCGAGGUACCCAAAGGGCCAAAGCACCGGAUGGUGGGGUCUGGAGAGUUUCAGGUGAUUAAUUGUACUGCCAGUUGUACGGACCCCAAGAAACUUGUUCUGGAGACAGCCCUACACAAGACUCUCCUGGAGGGCCAGGCUCAGUGGAAGUUGUUCAAGGUCGUCAACAUCUCCGAGAACGUGGAGCUCAUGUGCAGUUUCACCUACGGCGGCAGGCAGGAGACGAAAGUUUUCAACAUCACCGUGUUCUACCCUCCAAAGCAAGUGCUGCUGACAUUGUGGCCCACCUCAGUGGCCGUAGGGACACUGUUCACCAUCGAGUGCAGGGUUCCCGCCGUGGCGCCCCUCGAAGGCCUCACUGUCACCCUGCUCCGUGGUACUGAGAUCUUGUACAAUCACACCUUUGUGGGGACAGCACCUUCCCCCCAAGAUGCCUUGGUCAGCCAUAACACCACAGCUCACAGGGAAGACGGCCACCAUAACUUCUCAUGCGAGGCCCAAAUGGACCUGCGCUCUCGCGGUGGUGGCCUCGUCCACAGAGUCUCAGAUCCCCAGAGACUUGAAGUCAAAGAGCCCGAGCCCAACACCCAGAUGGUGAUCAUCAUCGCGGUCGUGAUAGUGCUGCUGCUCGUGUUUGUGACAUUCGUCUUCCUGUGCUUUGUCUUCAGCCAGAAGUGGCACCGGGGGCGGACAGGUUAUUACCCUGUGCAUGACCGUUGGAGGAGGCUGAUAGGGAGCCACCGGGCACAGACCCUGUGA